Messenger RNA from Dracunculus medinensis (Guinea worm), 1236 nucleotides. Lineage: Eukaryota; Metazoa; Nematoda; Chromadorea; Rhabditida; Dracunculidae. The record is from the annotation of a GenBank genome assembly.
AUGAUAGCGGUUGAUUUACACCCUGAUGAUGAUGAAGUGCCUGAAGUGUGUAAUUCUAAAUUGGCGUUUAAUGUUUCUCCAGAUGAUAUAGUUCCAACAAUACCAAUCCCUAAUAUGCCAAACAUUACUAUUACUAUUGAUAAAUUUGAAAAAAAGGGUGAAGGAAUCAAUGCAUAUAUUGUUUAUAAAAUAGUAACAAAGACUGAUAAUGUUCUGGGUUAUUCGAAUAAAGAAUAUGUUGUUUGGCGACGAUUCAGCGAUUUUCUCGGUUUGCAUGAAAAAUUAAACGAAAAGUAUUUUCAUAAAGGUAUAUUAGUCCCAGCGGCACCAGAAAAAAGUUUCUCUACUUUAACGAAAACAAAAUUAAAUCAGAAUGUUGAGGAAACAAAUGCAAAGGCUCGUUUACUUCAACGGUUUUGUAUGCGUAUUGCUCGACAUCCGAAGCUUAUAUCAGAUUGUGAUUUCCGCGAUUUUCUUACAAUGGCUACAUCAUUACCUAAGGCUAAUUCAACAGCUGCUCUUAGUAGUGCUGGAGUUAUGCGUAUGUUCAAAAGUGUUGGCGAUGUUUUUACAAAAAUGGCAUACCAUAUGGAUGAAAAUGAUCGUUGGUUUGAAUCUGCACAACAACAGGUGAAUAUGGAUGAUAUGGAACAAAUGCUGUCGAGAUUUCUUCGUGCAUUUGAAUCGGUUGCUUCGUAUCGGCGUGAACUUGCGUCUGGAACAGAAUCGUUUUCAAAGGCGCUUUCUAUGUUAGCAUCAUGUGAAGAAAAUACUGGAUUGGCACGUGCACUUUCGCAUUUCACUGAAACGCACGAAAACAUUUCUCAGUUGCAUAAUGCCCAAGCAGAAAAAGACUGUUCAGUGAUGAGCGAAGCAAUUCAUGAACAACUUCAGAUCAUUUACACUCUUAAAGAGCUUUUCUUUGAACGUGUGAAAAUUUGGCAAAAUUGGCAAACAGCGCAACAAAAUUUAACGAAAAAGAGAGAAUUAAAAGCACGUCACGAAUUAUCUGGUCGUAAUGAUAAAAUUGAACAAAAUGUUGACGAAGCAGAAAGAGAAUUUGCCGAAGUCAGUAAAACAAUUCGAGGUGAAUAUGAAAGAUAUUUGAGUGAAAGAAAAACUGAUUUGGCUGCAAUCCUUUCACAAUAUAUUAAUGGCCUACUUGACACCCAAUAUGCACUUCUUGAACAAUGGGAAAAAUUCGCUCCAGAAGUUCAUGCAAUAGCAAUCUCAUAG